UAGCGGACAACUCGACGCCGCUAACACGCGUACGCGCAUCUCUAACCAUUAACCGUUCAACAGCCAAUUAUCAACUUCAUUCACUUGUAAUAAGCUUCAAAUUGGUGUUCCGCGAUUGUGUUUUCCGAACGAAUUUUUCGACUUUAGUGAGUUUACAGUUUGAUUUAAGUUUAAUAAUUAUAGUGAAGUGUAUUUUAUUUUUCGAGUUUUGGAAUAAUUUUGAAUUUCUUCUUACGUCCCAAAAUCGUGUGUGUCAAGUGAUUUAAAAAAAAUGUUUACAGUGCCGUAUAAGUCUAUAAAAUCAGAAUAAGCCUAGCUAAUAUAAAUUAUAGUAGUGUAUAAUUAAUAUUAGUGCCAGUGAUAAGUGAUCUGUGUUCUUCAAAAUGAUGACCUUGUACAGAACCAUAAAAGGGACCAGCACGACGAAGAGGAAACGGCGGGAAAGAAGCUUAGGCCCUUUUGAAACGGUGACGGGGGGAGAAAUGGUGUCACGGAGGCGUAUACUGUCGCGGUCGCGCGAUGACCUCACACAGGCUAUAGCCACCCAGAUGGAGGAAGAAGAGGACGUCUGGUACCAGAAGGACAAACUCUAUAAGGAACACAUACAAGAGGUGCUGGACAAAUGGACACAGAUCGACGACGAGAUAUGGGCAAAGGUUAUAGUUUUCGAAAAGAACCGUCGAGUUGCGAAAGCGUACGCGCGUGCUCCCGUGCUCACCAUCAACGGCUCGGACGACGGGUUCGACGGAAUGAGAAUUGGCCUUUGCGGAUUCGACAACCCACACAGAGAUCCAAAAACAGAAGAACUGAAAAAACACAUAGGACAGGGUGUCAAAAUCAAAAUGGACGACGCCGGGAACAUACUCAUCAGACGCUACUCCAAGAGUAGCGUGUUCGUGAAGAGUACCGCCGCCACCAGCACUGACGAGACGGCGAUAGGACAAGACAUCGUCAAACUACCCGGAUACGCGCUGGAACAAGAGAAAAUAUUUAAGUUGUUCGACAUGAAGAAAUUCCAAUCCAACGUGAAUCGGGAACUACGCCGCGCAUACCCAGACCGCAGGCGGCUCGAGACGCAGUGCCUGAGUGCGAUCGCUUUCGUGAAAUCAGACAACGAGCUGCUCGAGUGCCCUAUCUGGGCGCUGAUCAUCAAUGUCGUUGCGAUGGAUAUGCUUAAGUCGAAGUUGCCUCCGGUUCAAAGACCAAUGGAUAUCAAGAACAGACCCCGCAUCCCGAUACCUGAUGAAGAUCCCUACAGUAUCGCAAGUUCCAACGCCAACGGAUCAGGAUCAAGUGGCAGUUCAGGAGGAUACGGACACAACGGCCACAACGGACAUAACGGACACAACGGACACAAUGGACACGGUGUUGUAGCGGCGACGAGGGAACAACUGAUGAUGCAGAUGGGACAAAGGAGAGGUGACAAGCCUCCGAAACUGCCCCCAAGGGAAAAUGGAUAUGGUCCAGCUGAUAUUCCCAAGCCGGACUACGACGACAUUGAAAGCGAUCGUGUUCCUACACAGUUCCCGAGAGGAAAAUCUGACAAAGGAAAGGAUAAUAAGAAAUACGAUGACCCCUACUACUGCGGCCUGCGCGCGCGCGUGCCCAACUUCGUGAAAGCCAACGGCAAGCACGUCCUCCCAGCGAUGACCGAACGCCUAACCCUGAAGGAGACGCCGGUCCCCAGCAAGCGCUACAGCGUGGCCCACGCACAUCCCGGCCCCUUCCCUGGACACUUGCCGCCUUUCGCACACGCCCCAAUGCCCCAAUCGGCACUCUGGCACGCACGCUCCUACGAGAGCGGAAUCGAUGGAGAACACUACGACCCUUACGCAGUCUACGGCCGCCUGCCCAUGCCUGGACGUGGCUUCCCUCCGCCCCCCGCACCCAACGCGCGCCACAUGUUCAUCGGAGAAUGGGAUUAACCACCAUAUCCCCAUAAUAUAAGGACCAUAUUAGCUUGUAUUGAUAACAUCACUUCGAUGCAAAUUGCAAGGUUUCUCCCAUGAAAUUUUGAACUUGAAGUGAUUGUAUCAAUGACGACAUGUAAAUAAUGAUGUUGUAAAUUAUGCUUAAUAUUAUAAUUUACCAUAUGAUGUUCGUUUACAAAACUUUCAUGUUGGUAGUUAGCCUAUGCCAAUUUAGGUACUACUUAAAUGAUUUUUUUACUUUUGAUAUAAUUAUAUUUCUGUAAAAAGAAUAUUAUAAGCGAUUUUAAAUGAACAUACCUACAUUAUACAAUAGGCAACGUUUUUAUAGGUAUAAGUAAUUAAAUAUUUUUAGAUUUAAAAUAAGUGCUUUACGUUCAAUAAUCACUGCCAAUACCAUUAUUUAUAACAUAUAUCUGAAUAUCAGAAAAGAUAUUUUAAAUAAUAUCUACGAAAUAUAACAAGAUCAUUUUUGAGAUAUAAUUUUUAAUAUGAAUUAUAUAUUAUUCGAAAUCUAACAGAUAUCUUUGAAAAAUAUAUAUCUUAAUUGUAAGCUUUAUUAAUUUUAGUUAGAAUGAUUUAUGGUGUUCCUAAUGCAAAACGAAUUAUUUCAAACAAACAAAAAUAAAACUAUUGAAAAACGGUUACAAUUAAAAAACUUACAACAAUUUCGAUGACUGAUUUCUUUUCUUUAUUUAUUUAUAGUAAAACACUUUUACGUUUGUAUUGUAUUAUAUAUUAUUGUUAUUCGUUUUGCAUUAAAACGUUUAAACUUAUUUGCUUAAGUUAAGGUGUCAAUCCUAGUCAAAACAGGGUUGGAAUGUAUAAAUCUAUCGAUUGCUAUAUCUAUCUAUCUAUCCAUCGAAUCGAUAACUAUCUAUUACAAACCAUACAAACCAUGUAUCAUAUGAAAGAAAGACUGUCAUCCGAUAAAAUUACGGCUGAUUUUCAUUAGUGUAUUUUAAUUUUUUUACGGCAGAUUUUUUUUGAAAAAUUAAUCUCUUGCAUAGUAAUUUAUUUUUAUUUACAUCGUCAUUACUAAAUUGAAUUGAGUAUGAAAACAACUCAAAUGUUGAAAUUUUAUUAAUUAAUACAACUCGCUCUAAAUACCUACCUACUUCCGUUUUUGGACUGCCUUACUUCUCUUCACUUCAGACUUUUAUAAAUGAAAAAUAUAAAGCUAAAGACGUCUCGAAAGUAGCAUUUUAUUGGACACAACAAAAAAUAUUCUAUUUUUAAUGUUUUUGUAAUGUGUGUUUUUUAUAUAUUUUAUAAAAAAUAUGUUUAAUGUUAGCUUAAAUUAUGGUAUUAAGUAAUUUAGUAAACCUAUUUUUGUAAAUAGUUUUUUAUUAUAUCUUUUUACGAAAAUAGUUCUAGUGGUUAUUAUUAUAAUAACAAAUAAUUAAUUUAACAUAACAAUCAAAAUAUAUUCAAUUUUAAGUAUGAAUAUUAUUUUUUUAUCAAUACUCAAUUACUUUAAUUUUAGUUUUACUUAUCUGUCAAUAUUUUAUAUAUAAUUUUAAGUAUUUUAAUCUAAGCAUUUUUAUAUAGUAACUAACUUAAAAUAUGCAAUUUAUUUUGGAAAGAAUGUUUUGUUUUAAAUAAAUCCUUGUUUGAAUUAUAUCAAAUUUUGAAAGGGAUAAGUAGAUGAAUUUGGAAUAUCGGAGGUGCUAAACAGGUUACCAUUCUAUAUAUUGUUAAAUAAAUAUACAUAAAUUAGUUUAUUAUUACAAUUACUUUGUUGUAUUGGCAAUGUUAAAGAUCGAAAGCUAUGGAAUAUAACUUUUAACACAGAAACCUAUUCGGAAUAGUCGAGAACCAAUAGAGAAAAAAUUGUAUUUAAAUGUUUCAUUUAUAAAAAAAAAAUAGCUCGAUUGCAUCCAUAUUUAAGUAUAUAUAUGGUGUAUAUCGAUAUUCAUACAAAUCGUAAUGUUAGUAAAACUAUUUGUUGAAUAUAUUUGAUGUCAGUAAAAUCGCCAAGACUCAAUUUAGGUUCGAUAAUAUAUUUUUAUAAAAAGUCAAUAUUAAAAUUAUUAUAUUAGAAAUGUCUUGGCGACUGUACUUUAUUAUAGUUACGUAUAGAAUCAACAUCCGUCGCUCGUGUACAUUAGGGUGUUGGUAAAAUAGUAACCUAAUUUAAGGACAAUCUGUAUGAAUCAAAUAUAAAAUUAUUUUAAUAAAAA
Messenger RNA from Bicyclus anynana (squinting bush brown), 4111 nucleotides. RefSeq lists its product as uncharacterized. The coding region runs from base 384 to 1925 and encodes 513 amino acids. Gene Ontology annotation, molecular function: protein binding. The transcript is spliced from 11 exons. The record is from RefSeq and is a predicted model, not a curated record. Gene Ontology annotation, biological process: regulation of DNA-templated transcription. Lineage: Eukaryota; Metazoa; Arthropoda; Insecta; Lepidoptera; Nymphalidae.